AUGGAUAAAUAUCUAGAAUGCUAUCGAAGUAAUUUCAACGUUUUUCGUUUACAAACACAAGAGCAAUCGGUGCGAGAGAAUGAUGCUACAGAAACGCGCUUCGAUAAACAAAAUUAUUUGGAGGAGAAACACAUUUUCGAUACGUUUACUUUCUUCAUCGGACAUUUAAUUGUUUACCAACCGGCAGACCCAAUUCAGUAUUUGUAUAAAUUACUCGAUGACUGCAUGCUUUUCAGAUCGGGACUCAAAGAGCCACGACUAUUUUGGAUGAAAAGGCACAUCGAUAGUAUUUUUCAAAGCAUUGAUUCCAGUAAUUCAGGAUUUGUGUCUUUGGACUCUUAUAGAAGUGUCAUGAAAAUUUUGAAUGUGCAUUCUUACAAUUCGUGUCCUACAGAAUGCGCACCGGGAUAUGUGGAUCGGCAAACGUUUUACUCGGAGGUGUAAGAUUCUCUUCUUCUUAACAAAAAAACGUCGAAUAUUCGAAUGAAAGUUUUGUAUGGAUCCUAUGAGAAAUGUGCAGCUUGGAGUACGAAUUGA
Molecule: messenger RNA, 537 nt
Organism: Dufourea novaeangliae
Lineage: Eukaryota; Metazoa; Arthropoda; Insecta; Hymenoptera; Halictidae
Exons: 4
Molecular function (GO): calcium ion binding
Source: RefSeq, a predicted model, not a curated record